UUAAGAAAAAGAAUGAUAUUCGUUGAUGGGUAUGUUAUUUGCUACUGUUGCUGCUGUUGUUGUUAUUGAUAUUGUGUUGUUGCUCUUGUCGUGGUCACUGUCACUGUUGCUCUCAUCGCCGGCAUGGCCGCUGUAAUUGCUGUAGUCAGCAGUGGGUUCUUCCUCUACAGCAAAGGGUGCAAUAGCCGCUCCUCGAUCACGAUGCAGCAGCAACUCCUCGUCUUCCUCCUCCUCCUCCUCAUCUCCAUACCCUUGACGCUGUCUCUCAAACAAUUCUUUCUCCACCCACUGCUUCUCCUCGUCAACCUCCUCGUCACUUUCCUCACUGCCUUCGUUCUCUCCUUGACCACAUUGAUUUCCAUCCAUCACGUAUUGCAAAUAGUCAGGAGUCGGAGGGGUUCUAGGGUGGAAUCAGAGGUUUAUUCGAUGAUUGAUUACUGUCUAAUCCUACGUUUGAAGGGCUCUUAUAUACUAGACACAGUUGUGUUGGAAUGCUCUAGAAACUAGGCGCAGCAUGGU
Messenger RNA from Gamsiella multidivaricata, 519 nucleotides. RefSeq lists its product as uncharacterized. The record is from RefSeq and is a predicted model, not a curated record. The transcript has a single exon. NCBI's taxonomy places the organism in Eukaryota, Fungi, Mortierellomycota, Mortierellomycetes, Mortierellales, Mortierellaceae. Bases 124 to 507 code for a protein of 127 amino acids.